This is a messenger RNA of Eutrema salsugineum, 1523 nucleotides long. Its product is annotated as rubisco accumulation factor 1.2, chloroplastic. The transcript has a single exon. Gene Ontology annotation, cellular component: chloroplast. The coding region runs from base 93 to 1436 and encodes 447 amino acids. NCBI's taxonomy places the organism in Eukaryota, Viridiplantae, Streptophyta, Magnoliopsida, Brassicales, Brassicaceae. The record is from RefSeq and is a predicted model, not a curated record.
AGUCGGUUAAGGUUGUAUGGUUUUUUCUCAAUUAUUCGAGAUAAGGCAAUUAUACCAUCUUCCUCCUCACUCUGCAACACCUCUCACUCACCAUGCUUUCUCUCACCGCAAACAUUCUCAAAUCCUCAAUCUUUUCACCAUUCACACAAUCCACGACCCAUGGAUUAUACACUAACCCGAUUACCCGACCCGAUAAUCCAGCACCCCGUACCCUUACAGUCACCGUCUCCGCAUCCCGUAAACCCCAAAACAUGAUACCCAAAAACCCACCACCGCGACAAAAUCUGUAUCAACCUUUCCGGCCGCCGGCAUCUCCGAUACCACCAAAGUUUCGUUCAUUAGAUUCCGCCGGUAAAGUCGAAAUACUCGCCGGUAGGCUGGCUCUCUGGUUCGAGUACGCACCACUCAUCUCUUCCCUCUACAGCGAGGGUCUCACUCCUCCCAACAUCGAAGAGCUCACCGGAAUCUCAAGCAUCGAACAGAACCGUCUAAUCGUCGGCGCGAAAGUUCGCGACUCAAUUGUUGAAUCCCUCCAUGAGCCGGAGCUCAUUGCGGCCUUCGACACCGGCGGCGCAGAGCUUCUCUACGAAAUCCGCCUCCUAAGCACCACGCAGCGCGUAGCCGCUGCAACGUACAUCAUCGAUCGCAAUUUCGACUCGAAAGGCGCGCAGGAUUUGGCGCGAGCCAUCAAGGAUUAUCCUAACCGGCGUGGAGACGUUGGAUGGUUAGAUUUCGAUUACAAUCUACCAGGAGAUUGUCUCUCAUACAUGUAUUACAGGCAGAGCAGAGAGAACAAGAACCCAUCGGAGCAGAGAACCUCGAUGCUUCAACAAGCAUUGGAGGCUGCAGAAUCCGAAAAGGCCAAGAACAAGCUGAUCAAGGAGCUGCACGGAGAGAAGGAAGGGGAUAAGGAGAAGGAGAAGGAAGAGGAGGUAAAAGCUAUUAAAAUUCCGGUGGUGAGGCUGAAGUUCGGAGAGGUUGCAGGAGCGAGCUCGGUGGUUGUUUUGCCGGUUUGUAAAGCAGAGGAAGGGGAAAAGAAGAUUCUUGAAGCUCCAAUGGAGAUCAAGGCGGGAGGAGAUUUCAAGGUUGUUGAGGCGGAGAAAGGAUGGAAGAGAUGGGUGGUACUUCCUGCGUGGAAACCAAUGGCAGUGAUUGGGAAAGGCGGUGUAGCGGUUUCUUUCAGGGAUGAUAGAAAAGUGUUACCUUGGGACGGAAAAGAGGAGCCUUUACUGGUAGUGGCGGAUAGGGAGAGGAAUGCAGUGGAGGCUGAUGAUGGAUACUAUCUCGUGACGGCUGAGAAUGGACUGAAGCUAGAGAAAGGAUCCGCGUUGAAGGCGGGAAAUGUGAACAAGAGUUUAGGGAUGGUUCUUUUGGUGGUGAGGCCACCGAGAGAAGAUGAUGAUGACUGGCAGACGAGUAAUGAACACUGGGACUAAAUAUAGAAUCAAUACCCAUCUCCUGUAAUAGAUUUAUGAUCAUGUAAAAUUUUUGAAUAAAGGUGGAAACUUUUUGUUCUAAGACAA